Messenger RNA from Mirounga angustirostris (Northern elephant seal), 7223 nucleotides. It is a transcript of the gene OPRD1, whose product is annotated as opioid receptor delta 1. Lineage: Eukaryota; Metazoa; Chordata; Mammalia; Carnivora; Phocidae. The transcript is spliced from 3 exons. Gene Ontology annotation, biological process: neuropeptide signaling pathway; G protein-coupled opioid receptor signaling pathway. Bases 1 to 1119 code for a protein of 372 amino acids. Gene Ontology annotation, molecular function: neuropeptide binding; G protein-coupled enkephalin receptor activity. Gene Ontology annotation, cellular component: plasma membrane; neuron projection. The record is from RefSeq and is a predicted model, not a curated record.
AUGGAGCCGGCCCCCUCCGCCGACGCCGCGCUGCAGCCCCCGCUCCUCGCCAACACUUCGGACGCCUUCCCCAGCGCCUUCCCCAGCGAGGGCGCCAAUGCGUCGGGGCCGCCGGCCGCCCGCAGCGCCUCGUCCCUCGCCCUGGCUAUCGCCAUCACCGCGCUCUACUCGGCCGUGUGCGCCGUGGGGCUGCUGGGCAACGUGCUCGUCAUGUUCGGCAUCGUCCGGUACACUAAGAUGAAGACAGCCACCAACAUCUACAUCUUCAACCUGGCCUUGGCAGAUGCACUGGCCACCAGCACGCUGCCCUUCCAGAGUGCCAAGUACCUGAUGGAGACAUGGCCCUUCGGGGAACUGCUCUGCAAGGCUGUGCUCUCCAUUGACUACUACAAUAUGUUCACCAGCAUCUUCACCCUCACCAUGAUGAGUGUUGACCGCUAUAUUGCCGUCUGUCACCCCGUCAAGGCCCUGGACUUCCGCACACCCGCCAAGGCCAAGCUGAUCAACAUCUGCAUCUGGGUCCUGGCCUCGGGUGUGGGUGUCCCCAUCAUGGUCAUGGCUGUGACCCGCCCCCGGGACGGGGCAGUGGUGUGCAUGCUCCAGUUCCCCAGCCCUAGCUGGUACUGGGAUACGGUGACCAAGAUCUGCGUGUUCCUCUUGGCCUUCGUCGUGCCCAUUCUCAUCAUCACCGUGUGCUACGGCCUGAUGCUGCUGCGCCUGCGCAGCGUGCGCCUGCUGUCGGGCUCCAAGGAGAAGGACCGCAGCCUGCGGCGCAUCACGCGCAUGGUGCUGGUGGUGGUGGGCGCCUUCGUGGUGUGCUGGGCGCCCAUCCACAUCUUCGUCAUCGUCUGGACGCUGGUGGACAUCGACCGCCGCGACCCGCUCGUGGUGGCCGCGCUGCACCUGUGCAUCGCGCUCGGCUACGCCAACAGCAGCCUCAACCCCGUGCUCUACGCCUUCCUCGACGAGAACUUCAAGCGCUGCUUCCGCCAGCUCUGCCGCACGCCCUGCGGCCGCCCGGAGCCCGGCAGCUUCAGCCGCGCCCGCGAGACCACGGCCCGCGAACGGGUCACCGCCUGCACCCCGUCCGACGGUCCCGGCGGGGGGGCCGCCGCCUAAGCCGCGCCGGCCCGGCGCGCCGCGCGCUCCUCCGGGGUGACCUGGCCGUCACCCGGGCCCGCAGGGGGCGGGGCCGCGACGCGGAAUGGGGCCGAAGGGGCCUCUGGCUUGGAGAAGGGGGUCGGGCUGGAGCCCAGGCGGGGGCCGAGAGGCGGGGCCCCUGCAUUGGGGUGGGCCUCUGGGCUGGGGCGGGGCGAGGGGCGGGCCGGGGGCGGGGCCUCUGGGCUGAGGGCGCGGCCGGCGGCUUUGGGUCGGGUGCGGGGAGCUAGCGACUCUCGGGGAGUGAGGCCUGUGGCUCUGGGACCGGGCCGCUGAAAGGGACCUCUGCGGCGGGCCUCAACCUUGGGACAGCCUCGGGUUCUAGCCAGAGCCGGCCUUGCUGGCCUGGGACCCAGGACCCAGGGGGCCUUGGUGGAGACCGAGGCUUGAGAACAGGGCUGCAAGACUGGGUCUCUGUGUGGUGGGGAGAGGCCUCUUCUGGGGGCAAAAGAGAAGGACAGGGGAUGGUGGCCUCAACCUUGGGGUAGAGUCCCAGCCCCGAGUUCUAGCAAGAGGCGAGGUUGCCGAGGUCCAAGGUCCAACUGGACUGUCGUUAUAAAUAAAGAGAAAAAAAAUCCAGAGGGAGAGAGAAACAAUAUGCCUUUUCUGUCCUUGACAGUCAUUUUCUUGGAAUGGCCUCAGCAUCGAUGUAGUGUCCCCAGCACUUUGUCAGUGGGGCUUGGGACAGGACGGUGGAGCAGGGCCAGUGCCUUCAGGCGAGGGUAGCAGGACAGGAUCUCAGUUGGGGUAGGGGUUCUGUGGGGCUCAGAAGGAGGAGGUGCCAGUCGGCCUCUGUGCCAAGGAUGGUGGGUGGGCAGAGGCAGAGGCGAGGCUGGGGAACUUCUGCUUAGACAUUAGGUCCUCGAGCCGGAGGGCAGAUGCUUUUGGGGGUCCCGACUUAUCUGCCCAGGUACUGGAGGACAGAGGACAAUGCUAGUGAGAGCCCCAUGGAUGGUAAGUGGCAACUGGGACUGGGUGGGGGCAUCUGAAGGACCAGUGUGGACUUUUCCUCCUGCCCAUCUUGGGUCUCUGAUAAGAACCUCUAGGAAAUCCUCUUCCUUCUCCCAACACGUGGCUGUGCCCAGUGUAUCCGGUGUUUCCAAGCAGCUGGAACUGCCCACACAGGGGCCUGUCUCUGAUGGAACUGGGAGGAAGAAGGCUUUCCUAACUGCAGUGCUAGCGUCCAUGUGUGUCCCUCAGGCCCCACUGCCCUGCUGCCCCCUUCCAGCUGCUGAGGGCAGGUCGUCCCAGAGCGAGGCAUAGGAGUUUCUCUCUUCAUGUGUUUGGCAUUUUAUUCAGGCAUUCCCAGAUCGUUGCUUUCCUAUCAGGGUCUGUCCUUGUUCCCUGUGCCUCCCCCGUGCUUCACCUCCUCUCCCCGCCCCUUCCCCCCACAGACACUGCCUCAGUCCCACACCCCUGACUCCCUAUUGAAGCAGUGAGCUGACAUCCUUGUAGAAACAAAUUAAUUUUCUUCCCUUUUUGGGACAGAUGGAGAGAAACUGACGUCUUUGUCUCAAACCAAAAAAAAAAAAAAAAAAAGAUACCUCUUUUCCCUUUGACAGUCACUUCCUUGGAACAAAAGCCGUUCCCUUGUCGAGGAGACUCUCACUCCAGCAGGGGCUGAACUAGCAUUCAGGAGGUUGGGGGCUUAGGCACCAGGAUGGGCGUUGGGCACAUUAAGGGUAGAACUACCCUUAGUUGACAAAGCACAGCCCCCUUCUCAGGGUACGGACCCCAGAAGCUCCAGACCUAGGAAUUUUCUUCCUCCAGGAAAUGGCUUCAGUAGCACUUUGGAAGAUGCAGAGCAGUGCCAGUGCCCCUAGAGACUUCUGUGUCUGAAUGGGAGGGGAGUGUGUCAGCAAGGCAGGGACCCUCCUGGACACUCCUGAUCAUGUGGGACCCCUCCUGCUAAUGCCUUGGAGAGAUGUCAGAGAGAGGAGACAAUUUAGGGAUGGGGGGAUGGGGAGACUUCUGAAGAAGGUGACAUUGGACCCAGAGCUGUUGAUUCUCCCCGCAAGGACUGUGUCCCCUUCAACUCUCUCAAGGCUGCUCUGGGUUUGCUCACUGCCAUUUCCCAUGGCUAUAACAGAUCUGGCUGCUUUUUUACUACUUCUCAUACAUAAAUGUGUCCUGGGGUCUGCAGAGGCUGGGUCCAGACCACGUGCAUUUAAGGUAAAGCAAACUUGUACCAAAAUCAACUUGAUGCCAGGCUGUGCACCCCAGGGAUUGGGACUUGGAUAUAAGUCAGAUACAGCCUGGCCCUCAGAAAGUUCAAGCCCAGGCUGGGAGACAAGGCAUCAACAGAGCAUUGCAUCUCAGUGUCAUGGGGAAGUGUCUUUUCUAGCUUUUUACUAAGACACAUUUGUAGCAAUUCUAGAAGAGUUGGAAAAGCGUCAGAGGGCCUUAAAGGACGUGUAGGAGUUGGCCGCCAAGAAGAGGGAACAGCGUGUGCAAAAGCAUGGAAAUGUUGAGGUGCUUGGCAAACCCGAGAAAAGCUGUGUGCAUCUCGAGUAUGGGGCUUAACUGAGCACUUUCGAGUGCCAGGCUCUGUGCCAAGCGCUUCACACACAUCAUGCCAUCUGAGCCUCAUGACAGCCCAGGAGAGGUACUGUUACCCUUAUUUUAGACAACAGGCUCAGAGGUCAAGUCACUCAUUCCUAAGUCGCAGAGCCUGUUGGUGGCAGCAGAACUCAGGUCAGUAGGACUCCAGGGUCUGAGUUUCUGGUGAAUUCUGGGCAUCAGUGAUAUAGAAGAGCCUUAGUUGCUGGAACCCCGGAAUGAGGAUUUCUGAAGACUUAAAACCAAAUGGAAAACUCUGAAGGAAAAGGGCAAUUUUCCAUGAACUUUUGUUCCUCCUGAAGCUCUCCAAACCUUCACAUUUCAAAAAGUACUGUGCACGAUGCAUUUUGAAGUUCCAAAUUGACAGUAUAAUUCUAGAUCAUUACAGGGCUCUCAAAACUGUGAAGUAGGUCUGAUUCCUCCCCCCCCCCCACCCCCCAGGUUUCCACUCCUCUAUCUUCAGGAGGUGGAGGCAAGUUUUUGCCUCUGGUUUCAAAAUGUCCUACAAUUUCCUAUCUUUUCUUGUGGUGACAGAGAUAGAGGUGAAAGUUGGAGUCAGAUUUUGGCUUUCCCUCGCGGUGCCUCCGUUUCCUUAUCUGUAGAACAGACUUCAUUCAUGGGGCUGCUGUGAGGACUUCAUGAGUUAAUGUACAGAUAGGGUCCCGAUCAUAGGUAAUCUCUUAGCACAUGGCGAGUAGUUGCCAUUACUCAGGAGUGGUGCUGCAGAACAAGGUCGGAAAAGCAGAUGAACUUUCAGGGGCAGCAAUGCAGAGAGAAGAGACCGGGGACCCAGCCUGGGGAUCCCCCCUGCUUUCUAGGCACAGGAGCCACGGCGAGGCGCAGAGAGUGAGAAGCUGCUGGAGAAGCAAGAGGAGGAUGGGGAGGAUGUGCUGCCAUAGAAACUGGAGGAGGAGGGCGUUCCCAGGGAGAGGGAGUGAUGGAUAAUGUCAAGUGUCAUAUAAAAGAGGUUGGAGGUGGGGAGGGCAGGAGGGUGAUGGGAAUAAAGCAGAGUCUUCAAGUUCAGUUUCCUACAUGGCUUGGAAAGCCCCAAAUCUGGAUUCAAAUCUCAGCGCUGAAGCUAAGUGGCUGGGUGGCCCAGGCGAGGCAGUUGCCCUCUCUGAGCUUCUGUUUUCUCUUAGAUCUAAGACAAGGGAAUGGGUCAGUCUCUGAUGUUUUGUCUCUAACAAAGAGUCCUGAUUCUGCUGGGUUCUUGGCGGCUUGCUUGCAGUGAGAUCUUAGGCAGGUCACUUCACCUCCAAGAAUCCCAUCUGAAGGCUAGAGAUACGGCAAGGGAGGUGCCUACCAAAGUGGCUGGCACAUAGUAGGCCCCCAGUCCAGAAUUAUUCUGUGCCAGUGGUGGGGAGUGAGAGGCAGUGGUCUAAGGAGGCUUGCUUAGCUUGGAAUUUGAAAUGUCCCUCUAGGUGGAGGAAGCCACCAGCAUCUGGAGAGGACUUGGAGGAACCACAGUCCAGGCUAGGCCCCCACUAGGCCUCUGCCCAAAGACCAGCCCGUCUGUUUUCAGCGGCAGAUCCUUAGCCUGGCCUCCGGCUGCCUUCCCCAGCUGGACCUACUGCAGAUCCAGGCUGGGAACCAGCUCAGAGGCUUCAGAGCCCCUGGGAAGUAACCCCCGCCGCACACCCCCACCCCCCAGGUCCCGGCGCUCACACACAAAACACUACACGCAUAUUUCUUUUAUCACUUAUUUAUUAUUACAUAUUCCUUUAUUUCAUUCCUGGGCGCUGAGCAUAUAGUGCGGGCAGCUCCGGGGAGGGAGCCCAGCUCUGAGCUUACAGAUGCUGGGAGUCCGGAGGAGACUGGCGUGUGGUUCUGGCGGCAGGCAGCUGGGGAGUUCAAAAUGGGGCCCGGAGGGGCUGGGGAGAGCCUUCCCUUAUCCUAACGUGGCAGAGCGCUGGACCAGGGGGUGGCCCAGGUGCCAACCCCAUCCCUGGCGCUGGCCAUGAGCCCCACCCGGUGCAGGGUGCUCUCCUGCCACCCUCGGUGAGAGGCCAGUGUGGUAAUACUAGUCCGUGAUAUACAGCAGCCCUCUUUGUUCGAAGCACUUGACAUGGGUAAUUCACUUAAUCUUCACAGCACGACUACGAGGUAGGCACUACAAUAAUUAUUACCUGAGGAUCCCGAGGCUCAGGGGAAUGGCCUGCCCAAGGCCAGACAGCUUGUCCAUGGCUGCACCAGCCAGGAGCCCAUCUUAGAUCUGUCAAGUCCACUUCCUCUGCUCUCCUCCUCCUGCUCCCACGAGGGAACUGAGGACACAGAGGGCACCGGGGAGACUCGCACCCAGCUCAUAGUCCCGGAUGGAGCCUCCCCGGUGCUGGGUUCUGUGCCUCAUCACCUCGACGGCAGAGGCGCAUGCCAGCCUCCCAAGAAACUGCCGUGACCUUGGCGGGUCCCUCUCGCCAUCCACUCCCUCCCUGCCUCGGAAGGCUUGCUUGUUCUAUCAUUUUUCAGCUGCCUGCCUAGGACCUUGGGCGAGUCACUUCACUCUUGGGGCCCCUUUUCUCAGUCGUGGAUGACACCACUUACAAGAAGUCGUGGCGAUUCACAAAAAGGCUCAUCUGUUUUGGUCACACAAAUGUUCCCAGCAAAUGGCACUGCAGCCGGCACACUCCACCGAGUGGAUGGAUGACGUGCCUGGUGCACAGUAAAUGCUCGAAACGUGGGGCUUUUAAUGUGAUCGAACCUUUGAGGUUAUACCUGCUCUGACCCACAUCUCUUACUGCUGUAGGUGGGUCAGGAGCCAGGGACUUUGCCUUUUAACAUCUCCUUGAGUUUCAGAAGAUGGGACAGCAUGCGUUGGAGAAGGAAUUUUCAAGAGGACGUCUUCUCUCCAAGUACUUUAUACAUAGCUUUCCUCUUUUGUCCUCACCAAGCCUGCCCUCCCUGGCACCCAAGAGAGGGGCCCAGUCCAGAAGGAAAGAAUGAUCCCUGGGUGGCACUGGCCUGGGCCUUCUGGCCAGAACGUUUGAGUCAUGGGGAUGGAGUCCCUUGGCAGGUGUCAAUGCAGGUGACAUCCACCUGAUGGGGCUCAUCUUCCAGAAUCUCCCCUUGGGAAUGAAUAAGUCCCAAGCCAGGAGACGGAAUAUGGGUUUGACUCUGUCCUCCACUUCCUUGCUUUGUGACUUUGGACAGGUCUCUGUCCCUCUCUGGGCCUCUGCACAAUGGAGGGACAGAGGUUGGAGUUGAUGGGUUCUGAAGGUUCUGCCAUCCUGGGAGAGAACACAGAUGUUUCCCUCAUGUUCCUUGAUCCCAGAAACAGACACCUACCGGUAAGACCCACUGGGCAUUUGCCCAGAGGCAGAGGAAAGGGUGCCUGGGGGUCUGGUAUUUGUAAUUGGAGCUGUCCUACUUUGGGGAUGAGGGAGGCAAGCAUGUCAAAACGAAGCUUGACUCAAACACCUGGCUUUUUGCCUAUCCCAGGUCCUAUCUUGGUACCAAGGACCAACCUUCUGAUUUCCCAAUAAAGAAAAACACUAUUCUCGGUGUCCACA